AUGCCUUUGGAGUCCGCAUACAAGUACGCCCUGGACCAGUACACGGGGGAGAAGUGGAAGGAGACUGUGGACUAUAUAGAGGUUUCCCUGAGGCUGUACCGACUGCUGCGGGACAGUGAGGCCUUCUGCAACCUCAACUGCAGCUCUGUCAGACUGGACGACGAGGAGAAGUUUGCGGAAUUUCCAGAACUUCGUUCUUUCGGCAACGUCAUGAAACGAGCGCAGUGUUUGAAGCGAUGCAAGCAAGGCCUGCCUGCGUUUAGACAAACCAUGCCCAGCCGAGAAACCAUGGAGGAGUUUGAAAGAAGGGAGCCGUACAGAUACCUGCAGUACGCGUACUUUAAAUCAGAUAACUUGGCCAAGGCAGUAUCUGCUGCACACACCUUUCUUCUGAAGCAUCCAGAUGAUGAGAUGAUGCUAAGAAACAUGGCCUACUACAAGAGUCUGCCUGGAGCGGAGGAACAUCUCAAAGACCUGGAGAGCCAAUCCUAUGAGAUGCUCUUUGUUCGAGCAGUGAGAGCUUACAAUGGAGACAAUUUCCGUACAUCAGUCUCUGACAUGGAGCUUGCACUUAGAGAUUAUUUCAAAGUCUAUGAUGAGUGCCUGGCUGCAUCAGAGGGACCAAGAGAUGUAAAAGAAUUUAAAGAUUUCUAUCCAUCGAUAGCAGAUCAUUAUAUCGAGGUCCUGGAACGAAAAGACAAAUGUGAAAAUGAUCUUACACCUGUUGUUGGUGGAUUUGUUGUGGAAAAGUUUGUGGCCACAAUGUAUCACUAUUUGCAGUUUGCCUAUUACAAAUUGAAGGACUUGAAGAAUGCUGUUCCAUGUGCCACCAGCUACCUACUGUUUGACCCGAAUGAUGACGUUAUGAAGAAUAAUGUUGAAUAUUACCGGUAUCACAAAAAGCAAUGGGACCUGACAGAGGAGGACUUCCUGCCGAGAUCAGAGGCAGUGCGAUAUCACAAUCAGACAUCUUUGCAGCAUCAGAUGUUGGGCUUUGCCAGACAGCGCCUGAUGAGCGAUGACGAGGGGGAAGUAGUGGAGUUCAUCGACGAGAUUCUGGAUGAGGACGUAUAA
Messenger RNA from Knipowitschia caucasica, 1074 nucleotides. Lineage: Eukaryota; Metazoa; Chordata; Actinopteri; Gobiiformes; Gobiidae. The record is from the annotation of a GenBank genome assembly.